Aaosphaeria arxii CBS 175.79 is the source of this 2982-nucleotide messenger RNA. RefSeq lists its product as uncharacterized. Lineage: Eukaryota; Fungi; Ascomycota; Dothideomycetes; Pleosporales. The record is from RefSeq and is a predicted model, not a curated record. The coding region runs from base 16 to 2982 and encodes 988 amino acids. The transcript has 6 exons.
CCCUCGCCUUACGAAAUGGGCGCCGAAAUUAGCCAGAUCGUCAAGUCAGACCUUGAGGGCUCGACUUUGGAGGAACUGCUAUCUAAGGAAGAGUUUGUUCAGGUAAUCCGGGAAGCUGUACCAGUGCUUGAUCCGAAAAUGUGCAAAACUUUGCGCAAAAUUCUGCCCAAAGGUCCCCCCAAACAGCGCUCGAAACGGAACAAACAACCAAGAUCUACGAUCAAAGAGAGCACUUCAUCUCAGGACACUGUCAUAGGAGCAUCGGCGCGAGAAGAUGAUCUACAAGAGGCCAGCGACGCAUUUACUAAAGAUGCUUCGUCCGGCGUCACCACAGUCUUAUCGACUACAUUGUUGGGUGCUGCCAAGGUCAUGUCAAACACGUUGUUGGGCGUUGACACAGCCUUAUCAACCACGUCUGACGUAGUCUCACCGACCAUUUCAUCCUUGCCGGGUGAGGAAGCCCCACCAGUUGCCGCCUCCAGGGACAAUGAAAGAACUCAGUCCUUAUGGGAUGUCAAAGAAGACGAGGUUUCCCUACCUUCAGAGAUUGCCGACUCAUUUGAGAGCUGGAAAGCGGAUCCUUCAGUGUUCUUUCGCGGUGACAGUUCGCAAGCUCCAAUGUCCCUUACGGAGCACUACGAUUACGCACUUUCUGUGCGUAGUUCUGCUAUUUCCAACAAGAUUCUAUGGAGAUUCAUCACGACAGCAUACUAUGACGCUAUCUCCGAGCGAUCUCACUCAAGUAGAUAUUCCAUCACUAAACAGGCGGUUGCGUUUGCGGCUGCUGCUAUCUGCCAGUCAUCUUCUUAUACACGGGAAGUAGUCGAGGCGAAUCUCAUUAGUUGGGCGAGAGAUGGAGCGAGGAACCGAGCUCUCGCUGAUAAGUUAGGAAGUACUGGCUGCUACUUCUACUAUCCACAAUCUCUUAGUGAAUGGAUUUGGGUAAAGCACCUUCCUCUGAGUGCAUACGACAAAGCCGCCAAACUGCUUAAGAAGUUCGGCAUAUUGGAGAAGGCCCAGGAAUCAGGCGCGGUCGAACUUGCAAGGGGUAUUGAGACGAUUCUAAAGAGGCCUUUCCAGUCUACUAUUCCAGUACAGUCACAAGGGGAAUGGAUUCUGCCAAUUUCGCCACAGCAAACGACUACCAUUGUGGGAGGUGCAGCACCCCGUGAACACGCAUCAAGACUUCAGAAGAGAGAAUCGGAAACGGAGGCGUCCCCGAGAAAGCGCCAGAGGUCAGAGACGAGUACUUCGCAGAAUCCAUACCUUCCCCCGCCUCAGAUACGCCAAGACCUCGUCUCCGGAGAUGAACAAGCCACAGACACUUGCUCCCCAGCCUACGACAGCUUCGCUUCACCAUCUAAUACAACACGUAGUCAGAGCAUCGAUUCGAGCACAUCAGCAACAACGGACAGCCAAAGUCCGGUGGAUCAUAUCAACUAUGAGCAAAUCGAUCAGCCUGCGGUGAGCGCACAAGAUUCACCCUAUUCGCACUACAUCCACUCACUGCUAUCGCUAAUUUGCGCAGUAGGAGCUAUCCCAAAAAUCAUGCUCCAGCGCGCACUAUGUCCCCAGAAGAGAUGGGAUGAGUAUGGUGUAGAAUACCAGAUUAAUCCUCGCAACGCCCAUCUUGAACCCCAUCUCAGGCUUCUUUUCUUGGAUUCCGAUGGACUGUGGCAGGUUCUUCAGCAUCUAGUAUCGAUUACAGCUGUUAAUGUGGAGAUAACUAACGACAUGGAGGAGGUUUACUUCUGUAGCUCGACAUACGCUGAGUAUUUGAACAGCCAAAAAAGAAGUUAUUGGGUCAAAGAAGCUCUUUGGUUGUUCUGCUAUGUGUUUCCCCGCAAUCCAACAACUCUGUCGGCUUCAGAAAGAGAAAGGCUAUGGGCGGUGCUGGAGGUUUUGCUCAGCCUUUGUGCUGAAGUCGAUUUAGAGAUUCCAGCGAACGACGAAGUCGUCGAGACAUUUUUGGCAGUAGCAAAAGUUGGACCAUUGCCAAGACGACGUAGAAUUCUCUCCGUGGUCGAUCCGUUACUGAAAAAAACAAGGAAAGCAGAUUUGCUGGCCGAAGGUGUCCACCAAAGGAGUGUGGUUCUACGUCUCAGAGGAGAUAUCGCCAGCUCAAAUGAGCUCCUCAAGGAAUUCUUAGACCGUGCAGACAUAACCGCACAACUGAAAUCGCACUCCAUUCUCGGAUUACUGCAUCUAUCUCAAGCGGCAAAUGAUACCUACAACCUAGACUUCUCGUCAGCCAGCAAACGAGCAAAGAUGUGGAUUCCUUCAAAUAUCGAUGUCACAGAAAAGCAGCUUGAUGUAGUAUGGAACCAGAUCCAUUGCGCUGGUCGAAUACUAAGAGGACAAGGCCAAUUUGAAACUGCAUCUGUUUUUUUCGAACGCUGCCUCCAUAUGGAACCUCUUCGCAAAUCGAAGCGACAUUUAGCUAUGUCUCACCUUGCGGAUACCUACGUUGAGGUAGAUUAUCUACGCCGACAGAAUAGCAUUUCACCCUAUGCAGGAGAGCUGCUCAGCAAAGCUCAAAGAUUGAUCAAAACGGAAAUCGAGGAAAACCGCUUUGACGAAGCCCAUCGACUACUUAUGGAACUUUGUGACAUUUAUGGGGAACUAGUUGAUCCAGACAUCAUCGAUCGGCAUGGUCAUCUUCGAGCAUUCAUCUCAUUAGCACGGAUUUCAUCUCCGCCCGAUGCAGAAAGCAGCUGGACUACCGCUUUGAAUCUUGGUAGAAAGUACUAUCCACUUGAAGAAGAGGUCUUUGUCGUUGCAUUAAUGCAUCUUUUCAUUUGUACUGCACGCGUUGUAGGAGGGGAUAUGGAAGGGGGAAAAGCUGCGUUCGAUUAUGCAGCGGAAAUAUGCCACAGCAAAUCUCCGCAGUUCGUGAUGCCAGGGCUUGGUACGUACUUAUUUGACGAUGUGCAAUGUCAGAUACAGUCACUUGUUGGGUGGGAAUUACCUCCUUGUAAUUAA